UAAACUAAUCAUGUCAUUGCCAUUGGAUUGUGUGUGGCUGCGUCAGUUAAACGUAUAUUCUUAUAAGCAACAAACAAAACAAACCAUUGGUGUGAAUUGUGAUUGCUUCUUCUUCUAUAAAGAAACCUUCAAAUUAAAUUCAUUCAUAUAUAAUUGCGUGAAGCAAUCUCCAAUCUAAAAUCCGCAUCUCUUCUCCGAUUCGUCUAUCUGCAAUUGAAUCUUCUGGAGAUGGCGGCGUCUGCGAGGAUUUGUUGCGGAGGAAGUGCAUGUGCCGUUCGUUGUGAUCGGCGCACGGUGGAUUUGAAUUCUCGAUCGUUUUGUGUUGUUCCGGUGACGAAUCGGCGUAAUUUUUGUGAGAUCGGGAAGGUUUCGAUGUCGAUGGAUGAAUUUGCACCACCACCGUCCGCGGCGGUGAAGAUCGAUCGGGUCGGUGAGAGGAAACGUAGCGGAUCUGUUGUGUCGAGGGAGAAGCUUGAUGUGUGGUUGAGGGAUUCGGUUGUUGAGAUCGUUAAGAAUCUUAGGGAGUCUCCGUUGUUGAUGCACUUAUACGCGGAGGCGAACGGUCGCUUGACUACGACGGCGACGAGUCCGGAGGCGGAGGAUUGGCCGGAAUUGAAAGAGAGGUGGGGUAGAGGGGAAGAGAGGACGCCGGAGGGGGUUAUAUUCGUGGAGAAGCUUACGGACGACGAUGUAGCGGAUCGAGAAGGAGAUGAUGGUGAGGAUGAUUACCACAGCGACGGUGGCGCGUGUGGAGAUACAAGCGCGUGGGGGAUUGUGGCGCAAGGAAGAGGAACGGAUUCUGGACCGGUUUGUUAUUUAUUGAAGACGACCCGGGUUGGGUCCGGUAUGGGGACGGUUUGCACACAUUUCUGCUUGGUUAAGGUUAAGAGCUUCCGGGAGACGGCUAUGUCACAGUUGAAUAACUCGUGGUUGGUGCAGACUGGUCAAUGAAACAAGUCAAAAGGAUUGAUCUGUAUAUUUUUAUUCACUUUGGGUUUUGAUUAUGAAACCCUUAUGGAUAUGAUCAAAUGAUUUGGUGAACUAAAAUGUAAAUAACAAAAGGUUAAGUUGAUUGGUUAUAGUGAUUGGUUUUACCAAAGAACAUUGUUAGUUUGUUACUAUUGUAGUAGAAAACUUAUAAUAGACCAACUUGUAAAGAUCAAGAGUUUCCUAUAUGAUAUGAUACUCCAUCACAUUACAAUA
This is a messenger RNA of Camelina sativa (false flax), 1203 nucleotides long. RefSeq lists its product as uncharacterized. The record is from RefSeq and is a predicted model, not a curated record. Lineage: Eukaryota; Viridiplantae; Streptophyta; Magnoliopsida; Brassicales; Brassicaceae.